Molecule: messenger RNA, 1572 nt
Organism: Ylistrum balloti
Lineage: Eukaryota; Metazoa; Mollusca; Bivalvia; Pectinida; Pectinidae
Exons: 4
Coding region: 292-1293 (333 amino acids)
Source: RefSeq, a predicted model, not a curated record
UAGGCUAGUUGCUGAAACUAAAUUGCUCGUGACAUUCGUAAGAUGACACGUCUGUAGUGUGUAACAAGAAUGGAAACUACGCUGAAUUCAUUCAACCAUCAGAGAGUUUAACGCACACUAACGGACAAAGAGCUUAUAUCUUGUAUACGUAAGGACCUGUCAAAUUUACAGCAUCUGCAUGGUUAAUGAAAACAAGUCCACGGCGUGGUUUUGUUUACCAUAUGAAAGCCUAAAUUGGCCACAAUAGGUCUAUACUCUAUAAUCUGCAAUAAGUGAAAAGUCGUUUUAAACAUGUCGGCACACACAGAACAGUCUAGACGGAAGAGCACGGACAGGUCGACACAGAACCUUUCUUUCAGUUUGCCUUCUCUGACAAGAUACAAUGGAGUUCCAAAAAGAUACGAGGAAACACGACCGGUGCUGAUUCAGGGCCAUGCCCAUAGAAGAAUACUCAAUAUUGGCCAUGAACUACAUCGGCAGACUUUGGAUAUUGCCGAGCUUGAAAAGCUGAAAUCAAUUCGGGAUGCUGAGUCUGCAUUGUGGGCAGAGGCAGAGCAGAUCAAAGCUGCUGCAGUGGCAAAGGCUCGAGAGGAGGCUGCCAUAGAACAGGAAAGAGUCAUUGAAAAAUUCAACAAAGUUCAUCAGAAGGCUCUGAAGGAGGAGGCUCUACGUGUUGAGAUGGCCAUGCAGAAGCUUGCCAUAGAACAGGUGAAACAGGCACGUAUGGAAGGGGAGGAACGUUUACGCGAGGCUGUCCAUGCUGCUGAGGAGAAGGGGCGUGCAGAACUGAAAGUCGCAGUAGAAGCCGCCAGAAAGGAGGAGAAGGAAGCAGCUGCGAAAGAGGUAGCACGUAUCAUUAGAAUUCAUGAAGACAAAUUCAAAGCUGCAGCUGUUAAAGCUAAGGAAGAGAAAAGGAUAGCUCUUCUGGAAUUAGAGGAGGCUAAAGACAGGGAACGAGUGAAGGCUGUUGCAGAAGUGGAGCAACGUGAGCGAAACAUUACCGUAGAGAAAAUCAAAGCAUUAACUAAGGAAUUUCAAGAGAAAAUAACUUUACUAGGAUUGGAGAUACAAGAGAAACUGGCAGAAAUUAAAAAACGAGAGCAACGAAUUCUUGAAGUAGAAGAAGAAAAGAAAAAUGUUGAAGCUGUAUUGGCAGAAACACAGAAAGAUUUCCAAGAUUUUAUAGAUCGUAUUCAACACUUUGAGGACAAGUGUGGCCAGGCAGAUUACAUGGUGAGACCUGUCUACUUAGACGAAAUAUCUAAAAUCAAGACAUUGAAACAACGUGUGUGAGGACACCACAAGUUUACCAGAUCGGUUUUGUAUGUCGCUCUUCACCUUCAUACUGAAUUAUAAAACUGCAGUGAUCAUGAAUUUUCAUUUUUUAAAGGCAGAUAUCUGUUUACAUUUCUUUUUUUCGACAUUGACAUUUUCAGAUGUCAUUAAUAGUUUGAAAUGUAUAUUAUAUAUAUAAAAAUAUUUGUCUUAUGUUUUACCGGUAAAUGCAUACUAGCUUAAUUCUAAUGCAGUUUAGUUAUCAAUGUCACUACUUUUUAUUAAAAACACUUAAAG